UUCGUGCGAUUCUGUGAAUCUUCCAGGAAUGACGCUGUGUCCUAAAUGAACCAGCCCUUUUGCUGAGUAAACAAAACAAAGCCUGUGACGGAUGGAGGGAGGAGGAGUGUGAUCGUUUGAUUGUCUGUAAAGGUUCAGUUCUUUUCACUCCUGGCCUAUAAAGAGGUGUCACAUCCGGAGUCGUCUUUCCCGUUUUCUUGCUUCUGCUUCUGCUUCUGCUCCUGCAACAGAGUCGGUCCUUCACGGGAGUCUGCCUGAUGCCAUCAUGUUUGGUUUUUGUUUUUCAUCUCGGCAGCAGUCUAAGAAAAAUCAAGAGAUGCUGCAGCAGCUUUCCGAAAACCAACCCUGCAGUGAAGAUGAGACCAUGGUCCCAGUACUAACGUCCAGGAAAGCCAGUGAACUGCCAGUUAAUGAAGUAGCGUGUGUCCUACAGGCGGACCUGCAGUCGGGUUUGACCCAGGAGGAGGUGAACCGGAGGAGAACUUACCACGGCUGGAACGAGUUCGACAUCAGUGAAGAAGAGCCGCUAUGGUGGAAGUACAUCUGCCAGUUCAAAGACCCUCUCAUCCUGCUGCUGCUGGCCUCGGCUGUCAUCAGCGUCGUCAUGCACCAGCUGGACGAUGCCAUCAGCAUCACGGUGGCCAUCAUCAUCGUGGUGACCGUGGCCUUCGUUCAGGAGUACCGCUCAGAGAAGUCUCUAGAGGAGCUCGGGAAGCUGAUGCCUCCAGAAUGCCACUGUAUCAGGGAUGGACACCUGGAGCACCUGCUGGCCCGGGAGCUGGUUCCUGGAGACACCGUCUGCCUGUCGGUGGGAGAGAGGGUCCCUGCAGACCUCCGUCUCUUUGAGGCGACCGACUUGUGUGUGGAUGAGUCCAGUUUAACGGGGGAAACGACCCCCAGCUCCAAAUCCACCUCCCACCAGCCGGCAGCCAUCAACGGAGACAUCGCCUCUCGGAGUAACAUCGCCUUCAUGGGGACACUGGUGCGCUGCGGCAAAGCCAAGGGAAUCGUCAUCGGAACCGGAGAAGACUCUGAGUUUGGGGAGAUAUUUAAGAUGAUGCAGGCUGAGGAGGCUCCUAAGACUCCUCUACAGAAGAGCAUGGACCUCUUGGGGAAGCAGCUGUCUCUUUACUCCUUCUGCAUCAUAGGGGUCAUCAUGCUGGUGGGAUGGCUGCAGGGGAAGAAGAUCCUGGACAUGUUUACCAUCGGAGUCAGUCUGGCGGUAGCCGCCAUCCCAGAGGGCUUACCCAUUGUGGUGACGGUGACGCUGGCGCUGGGCGUCAUGCGUAUGGUGAAGAAGAGGGCCAUCGUCAAGAAGCUUCCCAUCGUAGAGACUCUGGGUUGCUGUAAUGUGAUCUGCUCUGAUAAAACUGGAACUCUGACCAAAAACGAGAUGACCGUCACUCAGAUUUUCACAUCAGAAGGACUCCACGCUGAGGUGACAGGUGUCGGUUACAAUGGAGCUGGAGAGGUUUUACUGGAUGGCGCUGUCGUCCACGGCUUUUCCUGCCCUUCCAUCAGUAAAAUUGUAGAGGUCGGCUGUGUGUGUAACGACUCGGCCAUCAGGAACCACAGCCUGCUGGGACGUCCUACCGAGGGGGCGCUGAUCGCCCUUGCCAUGAAGAUGGGCCUGGAGAGCGUGCAGAAGGAGUAUGUCCGUCUGGAGGAGCAUCCCUUCACCUCAGAGCAGAAGUGGAUGGCUGUUCGUUGUGUUCACUGCACUCAGCAGGAUAAGACUGGUGUGUACUUCGUGAAGGGAGCUUAUGAGCAGGUGAUUCGCUUCUGCAGCUCAUAUAACAGUAGAGGAGCAGCACUUCCUCUCACCUCCCAGCAGAGGGAGCUCUACCAGCAGCAGAUCAGCUAUAUGGGCACCUCCGGACUCAGAGUGCUGGCGUUCGCCUCGGGGGCUCAGAUGGGGAGCCUGACCUUCCUGGGCCUGGUGGGCAUCAUUGACCCUCCCAGAGAAGGCGUUAAAGAGGCCGUCGCUACGCUCAUUAGCUCCGGUGUCGCCAUUAAGAUGAUCACAGGAGACUCUCAGGAGACCGCCGUGUCCAUAGCCAGCCGUCUGAGUCUUUUCUCUAAAGGGUGUCAGUGUUUAUCAGGAGAGGAAGUGGAUCAGCUGGACCUGCAGCAGCUGUCAUAUGUUGUCCCCAGAAUAUCUGUGUUUUAUCGAGCCAGCCCCAGACACAAGCUGAAGAUUGUGAAGUCGCUGCAGAAUCUCGGCGCCGUGGUGGCCAUGACGGGGGACGGCGUGAACGACGCCGUGGCUCUGAAAGCUGCCGACAUCGGCGUGGCGAUGGGUCAGACGGGCACAGACGUCUGCAAGGAGGCUGCUGACAUGAUCCUGGUGGACGACGACUUUCAGACCAUCUUGUCGGCCAUCGAAGAAGGAAAAGGGAUUUAUAACAACAUCAAAAACUUUGUGUGCUUCCAGCUGAGCACGAGCAUUGCAGCAUUGACACUCAUCUCCUUGGCAACGCUGAUGAACUUCCCAAAUCCACUGAACGCCAUGCAGAUCCUAUGGAUCAACAUUAUCAUGGAUGGACCGCCCGCUCAGAGUUUGGGGGUGGAGCCUGUGGAUCGUGAUGUCAUCAGGAAGCCUCCUCGUAAUGUGAAGGACAGCAUCAUCACCCGCUCUCUGAUUGUCAAGGUCCUGGUCUCUGCCUUCAUCAUUGUCUGCGGGACACUGUUCGUCUUCUGGAGAGAGUUGCAGGACAACAUGAUCACUCCUCGGGACACCACCAUGACCUUCACCUGCUUCGUCUUCUUCGAUAUGUUCAAUGCUCUUAGCUCGCGCUCCCAGACCCGGAUGGUCCAUGAGAUGGGUCUGUGCAGCAACAAGGCCUUCUGCUUUGCCGUCCUGGCCUCCAUCAUGGGGCAGCUCCUCGUCAUCUACUUCCCUCCUCUGCAGAACAUCUUCCAGACGGAGAGCCUAAGCCUACUUGACUUGCUUCUCCUGGUGACCCUCACCUCCUCGGUGUGCAUCGUGUCGGAGGUCAUUAAGAAGAUGGAGAGGCUAUGGAGAGCUGAGAGGCGCCCUCCCCCUGACUCCUCACUGGAUGUAUGACCCCGCCCCCUCACCCUCCAUUUCUGUGUUUGAUUUGGAGGAAGAGGAUGGUGGCGGUGCGAGGUGAUUGGCUGUAGGAUCUCACACCUGACUACACUGACUCAUUUGGACUGCAAAGACUCGUGUGGAAUCCUCAGGGUCUCUGGUCUGGGACCGGGGGGGGGGGGGGGGGGGGGGGGGGGGGGUCUCUCUUGGUGAAUGGACCCUACUCCUUAUUUAGGGUGAAGUACAUCUUCUGCACAUGGGUUUCUACUCCAGUUGUUUUAAUCGAAGACUCCUAGUUCCAUGAGAGGUCAGAGAUCGGCCCUGUUCUGGUUCCUCAUCGGAGAACCUCCAGUGGAGAAGAACCAAGCCAGAGUUAGAAGAUCUGACAGGCUUCUGCCUCUAAAAGUCUUUCUACAUAGUUUUCUACCAAACAGGCACCUGCACUGCAACUUUAUGACCCCGAAUCUGGUUUAAAACACAUUUAUGACUUUAGGACCUGCUCUGUUCUGUUUCAGCGUUACAUCAGGAUUAAAGUUUCCUUCUGACUCUUCGGCUCUUACCUGUCAAACUCUGGAUUUGGGGUCAUGACCCCACAUCGGGUCAGCCAUUUUUAUUUGCAACUCAAAGCCUUAAAAAGAGAAUCUUGAUUUUGUUGAUAAAGUUCAGCUUCUGGGCUCUGUUGGACUUCAGAACAGAACCGGUUUUAGACAUUGGACCUGUCAGUUCUGAUUGUCCAUGUUGGAUUUUCAGAUUUCUCUUUAUUUUCUGAUAGUGUGUCUGUCUGAAUCAGAACCAGCCGGAUUUGGGUUUUUGGGUCUGUUAGAACAUCUUUGAGAAUAAUGUCACCACCAUGCUCCAGUCAGCCCCACAAGAUCUAGGCCAGUGAUGCAGCUGAUCCUGGAUCAGCUCUCACCUGGACAACUUGAAAGAACCAACCAAGUUCUGAGUCGGCCCGCAGGUUUUGUUUGAAUACUUUCAUACAGGUUCUGGUUCUCUUCUCUUUUAAAUCUAGUUGAAGCUGGGCUGAAGCCCUGCCCCCCUCCGUGUCUUAACUUGGGUACCAGCGGUUCUUUUGGGUCCAAACACCAAAACGUUUCAUCUGGUGCCUUGGAGAGUUUUUGGGUCAGUCUAGCAGAACACUUCCUGUUCUAUUAGUUUAACCAGAUUCACUUCCUGUGUUGAACACGAAGCUGCUGCAGUGCAUUCUGGGAAACCGCUGACUCUUCCUGUAAACCUUAUUUAUUCCUCAACAGAAAGGUCCAAUCAGCUUUUAGUUCCUGGCAUCACAUCAUUCUUAGAGCAACGGUUUUGUCAGUUGUAAUUUUUUCCUUUUUAAUAAAGUUAUUUAAGAUUUUGUAAAUCAAGAUGGUUGGGAAAUAAAGAGUACGCUGACUGUGCACGCAGAGCUGACUUUA
This is a messenger RNA of Nothobranchius furzeri (turquoise killifish), 4467 nucleotides long. RefSeq names its product ATPase secretory pathway Ca2+ transporting 1 (gene atp2c1). Lineage: Eukaryota; Metazoa; Chordata; Actinopteri; Cyprinodontiformes; Nothobranchiidae. Gene Ontology annotation, cellular component: endoplasmic reticulum; Golgi membrane; plasma membrane. The record is from RefSeq and is a predicted model, not a curated record. Gene Ontology annotation, biological process: manganese ion transport; calcium ion transmembrane transport; intracellular calcium ion homeostasis. Gene Ontology annotation, molecular function: ATP binding; ATP hydrolysis activity; P-type calcium transporter activity.